AUGCACCUCAUUGCUAUCCCUGAGGAGAGGGUCCGAGCGGCAGAGUCCGUGGUGUCCAAUGAGGCCUGUUCAUAUUCUGUGCCACUCUUCGCAAGAGUUCCUGGUGGGCGCGGAGGUUUACUGUUGGGGGGACCCAAUAUAGCGGUCCCUGCCACAGCCUCAUUGGGCGAAGAUGAGGAGGAUGCCACAGAAAGACUUGGUCGGUGCGCUCGAGAGAAGAAAAGCGGAGGUGGUGGCCGUGGCAGGAGGUACCGAGGGGAUAUCGGCUCCUGGUCGUCCGAGAGUGACGUUCGUGAGCUCACAGGUGAGCGGCCGCGUAUUAUAAAAGGAAAAAUGGGUUCUGCGCUGUCUGUUGAAGAGAAAACAGUGCACGAAUUUCUGCUACGUAUAGCAGAAAAACAGGGAGAAAAAAUUUCUCCGGAAUCGCUGUCUCGUUUGCUUAAAUGGGGACAACGACGUGGGUUCUUCAUUACCCCGAACACCGUCUUCGAUAAGACAGUCUGGGAACGACUUGGAUCAGAUUUGUGGGAGUCCAUCACUCACGGUAAUAAGGAAGCUGUUACCCUUAGUCAAAUAUGGUGUAAGACCAAGAAAGUGGUGGAGACGCUUGCGGCCGAGGCAGAAGUUCAGGCUGCCGUGGAUGAGAUCUUCCACCCGAAGAAGGCAGAUGAGUCGCCUGCGGUGCAGCCUGACCCACCCAUUGUGCUGCCAGUCGGGGCCAAGGAGUUCUUCUCAGGGGAAGAAGUGGUUAUUCCUACUGCACCUGGUUUUGACCCUGAUGAGCCUAAUGUUGAUCCUCACAUGGUCCCCCUUCCUCUAGAUUCGGAUGAUUUCGAAAAAAUGGACACCGAUCAUAUUCCUUUCACUGAAUCCGCGGAGUUUCGGGAGGAGAUGAAACGACAAGGACACCAGCUACAAGCAAUGCUGGACAAACUGUCUCGUAUGGCAGGGGAAACUUCCCCUCCUCAGUCUCAUCUUUUAAAGACCUUGCAGGACUAUGAGAACUAUAAAGUUAAACCACCAGGCACAUCCGCCUUUGAGUCCAAUUUUAUGAGAAAUUACAAGACUAAACCACCCGAUAAAACUACACGUCCAGUUGAUGUCGCUUCCCCCUGCCCCUGGUGCGGAUCGUGGGGAUGCACCGAACACAAAACUGCACGGUUGGAUAAUACCUUACACGCAAGCGACGUAGCUGCCUCCUGUCUUCAUUGUGGGCGCCAGGGAUGCGACGGCAAAUGCGGACAGCUGCCAGGUCGCCCCUUAAUACGACAGAACAAUCCUUUUCUUGCUAAGCCACCGGCGUAUUCCUCUGAUGCCGCAGGAGCAAACUCGCCCGAUCCGGUGCGGCGAUGGCGUGGACUUAUAAAAGAGGCCCAUAUAGAAGGGGAGUUUAUACCUACCGCCUUUCCGGUUAUUGCGCCCGAUCCACACAACCCCGCCAGACGACAGUGGGCGCCGUUGGAUUGGAAACUCAUUCGUGAGGCACAGAAGGCGAUAAUGUCCUAUGGUAUGAAUAACCCAUAUGUGCAGUCCAUUGUGGAGCAGGUGUUUGUUGGACAAGCUAUGUGUCCCUAUGACUCCCUAAAAUUUGCUGAUAUGCUUUUAACACCCACUCAAAGGUUGUUGUGGAAGGAUAAUUGGUCAAAACGUGUAGAACUGGCUCUGCUACGCAACAUCGAAUUGGACGAAAAUAAUCCGCUGCGUUUCGCUACUCAGGAUAUGCUCAUGGGGACCGGUACCUACGCAGACCCGCAGCGGCAAGCCCGUCUUGAUCCUCGGAUUUUACAGCAGUCGCAGAGACUGGCCUUGGCUGCCUUUAAGGACGUGCCUCAAAUAGGUAAACCAAAUCCGCCAUACGCAAAAAUUGUCCAGGAUCCUUCGGAACCUUAUUCUACAUUCCUUGAUCGACUCCGAGAAGCAAUAGACCGCUCCCCCAAUCUGACGGCCGAAGCAAAAACAGCCGUUGGGCUUGAUCUGGCUAUACAAAAUGCCAAUGCCGUUUGUCGUCGUAUUUUGGCCACCCUGCCGAAAACUGCUUCCUUAACUGAAAUGGUGGAGGCCUGCAGUAGAGCCUCAAUGUAUGAAGAAACUGAUAAAGCAGAAAUACAUGCAAAGGCUCAUGCAUCCGCAUUGGCCGUGGCCCUUAAACCUUUGGUAGCCUUUGCUAUGACAGUGACCCAGCGCAAGCCUUCACGGAUGGUCUGCCUACAUGGCCCGGAUGGCCGCCAAAUCCGACAUGAGGCCCUUUUGGAUACUGGAGCCGAUUCAGUGGGGGGUUGUUUUACAAAACUCGCCUUUUGCCUAGCGGCCAUUGAGGGGCGACCGAUCCUACGGUUGGAAUGGUUAACCUCUACUCCAGUGUGGGUCGCUCAAUGGCCGUUACCAGCUCACAAGCUCGCCCGUGUACAUGAACUGGUUCAAGAACAACUCGAAAAGGGCCACCUCGAACCUUCUCUAAGCCCCUGGAACACUCCUAUUUUUACUAUUCCCAAGAAAUCAGGAAAGUGGCGUCUGCUGCAUGAUUUGCGGGCGAUAAAUGCAGUUAUGAAGGAUAUGGGGGCCCUCCAACCAGGCUUGCCUACCCCUACAAUGCUUCCACGUAAUUGGCCUUUACUUAUAAUUGAUUUAAAGGACUGUUUCUUUACAAUUCCUCUUCAUCCUGACGACAAAGAUAAAUUUGCCUUCUCAGUCCCUUCUGUAAACAAGGCUGAGCCCGCUCAACGGUACCAAUGGACAGUGCUUCCGCAAGGCAUGAAAAACUCACCCACCAUCUGCCAGUUUUACGUGGCCUGGGCGUUGCGGCCCCUUCGUUCUGCACAUCCUGACUGGCUUAUUUAUCAUUAUAUGGAUGAUAUCCUUUUUGCUGCAGCAACUCUUGAUCCUGACACAGCUAUUUCGGAAAUUACCUCUGUGCUGCAGUCUGCUGGCCUUACUAUAGCUCCGGAUAAAGUUCAACGACAAGCGCCUUACUUUUAUUUAGGCAUGCGCAUUACAGAUUCCAUUGUGCGACCUCAAAAACUAACUUUUAAUCUUUCCAUUCACAAUUUGCAUGAUGUCCAACGUCUGGUCGGUGACCUGCAGUGGGUCCGUGGACUUUGCGGCAUUUCCAAUGAGGAUCUUGCUCCCCUUCUUCAACUUCUUAAAGGAGGCCGUGAUCCGGCUGAACCUCGAUCCUUGCAACCGCACCAUGAAGCUGCUCUUCGUACCAUUGCUGAUAAAAUCACCCUUCGAUAUUCCGGUCGUGUUCUUCCGGGAUCACCUGUGUCCCUGGCCAUACUCUCCAGAGAUACCUCCCUGGAAGCGCUACUUUUUCAAUGGCUUCCUGAUUUACCUGACCCUCUUGUUUGCCUUGAAUGGAUUUUUCCCUCUUCUCAAUUUUCCAAAACAGUUACCACUCGCCUGGAGGCUAUUGCAUCACUUCUUAUAACCGCCCGCUCCCGUACUGUUGCAAUUACGGGAGCUGAUCCUGAUGUUAUUUACGUGCCUUUUAAUGCUCCAUUGUUAUCUCACAUUUUUGCUACUGAUGUUUCCUUUGCCACUGCCUUGUUGUAUUUUACUGGUCGACUUACCAAUCAUUAUCCUCCUCACCGCCUUUUGUCUGUAACGAUUCCUUUGGAAAAGGCGGUCAUGCGGCAAUCUUCCCCUGUUCAGGGACUUACUGUAUUCACCGAUGCAAGUGGCAAAAUGGCCCGCGCCGCCAUUUUGUGGUAUACUGCUGGUGCUUGGCAUCACGAAAUGGUGGUUGCUGAGGGAUCUCUGCAAGUUUUGGAAUUUCAGGCUAUUAUUCGUGCCUUUGCUAAGUGGCCCUCCACCCCUCUUAAUAUUGUCAGUGACUCUCUUUAUGCUGUGGGUGUUGCGAAUCGUUUGGAACGUUCUCUUUUAAAACAAGUGCCUAAUCCUGUCCUGUGGCGGGCCCUUUUACAACUUUGGCAUUUACUUGAUGCCCGCUCCUGCCCUUAUUUUAUUACUCAUAUUCGCAGUCAUUCUGGUAUUGUGGAUGGCCUGGCCCAGGGCAACGCCCUUGUUGACCAAUUGGUUGGUUCGGUUCAUGUUCCUGAUUCCUUUGCUCAGGCUCGUCUCUCGCAUGACUUUUUUCACCAAUCUGCCCGUGCUUUGGCCAGGCAAUUUAAACUUCCAUUGUCCACUACCCGUGCUCUUGUGGCCUCUUGCCCUAGUUGCCAGCAGCAUGUUUUACCCCCUUCUUUUGCCUCCGGUGUUAACCCCCGCGGUUUGUCCUCCUUACAGAUUUGGCAAACUGAUGUUACCCUUUUUUCUGAGUUCGGCUCCCUUAAGUAUGUUCAUGUUACAGUAGAUACCUUCUCAGGAUUUCUGUGGGCGACGGCGCUAGCCAGCACCGGUUCCCGGGAUGUUAUUAAACAUUGGCAAGUUUGCUUUGCUGUUAUGGGCAUUCCUGCGUCCAUCAAAACAGAUAAUGGUGCUGGAUAUAUUUCUCGUCGUACAGCUCGUUUUCUUUCCUUAUGGGGCAUUUCCCAUGUUACUGGUGUUCCUGGCAAUUCCACCGGUCAAGCUAUUGUGGAGCGUUCUCAUGCCUCCCUUAAAUCUCUUUUGUUAAAACAGAAAGGGGGAAUUGCCCCCGAUGCUGAUCCAUUGUCCCGUACACCUCAUGCUCGCCUUUCAAAGGCUUUAUAUGUGCUUAAUUGGCUACAGGUAGGACCCCAUAAUACCCCACCGGUUAUGCGGCACUUUGCUGGUGCUACGGGCCAAGAUUGUCAAUUGCCCCGUCCACAAGUUCGAUGGUUUAAUUAUACAGAUCAAAAGUGGCAAGGUCCCGCAGAUUUAUUAACUUGGGGAAGGGGUUAUGCUUGUGUUUCUACUGUUACAGGUCCUCGCUGCCUACCUGCGAAGUGGGUUCGACCGUGGCUUGCCCGCAGUAACCCGGAGCAACCAUCGACUGACCCACCGAGUGACCCGGAGGACGCAAAUAAAGACGACGAUAACAUUCCAGACCUUCGUCUUCUGUUUGGCUGAAAAGAUGUGUUGGACAAUUGGACUAUUGUUUUGUAUUAUUUUAGUGCCUGCUGUGGCUGUGCCGGAUUUGGAACAGCGCUUGCGUUAUAAUAUUUGGGUGCGCUUGGCUAAUGUGCUUAAUCAAUCUGAAUUCUGUUUAACUGUUGCACCCGAUAUGCAUGGCUUGUUGGGAACAUGCCUUGUGCCUGUUUGUAAAGCGCCUCAAGAU
This is a messenger RNA of Gopherus evgoodei (Goodes thornscrub tortoise), 5197 nucleotides long. RefSeq lists its product as uncharacterized. The record is from RefSeq and is a predicted model, not a curated record. Lineage: Eukaryota; Metazoa; Chordata; Testudines; Testudinidae. The transcript has 5 exons. Gene Ontology annotation, biological process: RNA-templated DNA biosynthetic process; viral process; DNA integration. Gene Ontology annotation, molecular function: zinc ion binding; RNA-directed DNA polymerase activity; RNA stem-loop binding. Bases 1 to 4989 code for a protein of 1662 amino acids.